AUGGAUAGCAACAACAUCAGCUUAGUGGAGAAUGUCUUCGAUGAUGCCGUUUCUGAUGAUUGUGAGUAUUCUCCACCCAUAUUUCUCGAGUGGAAAAUGGUAUUCGUUGGGAUCAUCGGACUCAUUGUUGCUCUCAUCAGCAUUAUUCAUAACUCACUUCUCUUCUACACCUUCAGUACCUCUACAGUACUCAGGAAACGGAAUUUGACCUACUUAAUGUGGAUAUCCGGUUGUGAUGUCUUCAUUUCCUUAUGUUAUAUUGCAAUUAUGUGUGUACAGGUCUAUACUGACUAUUUCGAAUCAUUCAAUCUAUUGGUCCUCUGGCAUGAGUAUCUUCGUGCUGCAUUCACAGUUUCUCAUAUCACCUUAUCUGCUGCUUCAUUCCUUUUGAUGGCUGCAACAGUUGAAAGAUAUCUUCAAAGUACAGCAGAUAACCGGACACUGAAACUUUUCCAAAUUCUGGCAACUCAUCGGACAUACGUUGUCUUCUGUUGUUUUCUCGGAAGUCUCAUUUUCAGAGGAACUGUUUUCUUCGAGAUUGAGGUUGUAACUCAACCGAAUUGCACUGGAUUCUCUUCAAUGGGUCUGGCUGUUGUUCCAAUGUUUGGAGAGAGUAUGGAUGUUGUCUGGAGAUUCUUCGUUAGGAAAAUUAUCACGGUCUUCUUACCUUUUGCAGUACUUGCUUAUUUCAAUGCUGCAAUAGUGAUGAAUGUGAGACGAACGGAUCGUGAUCAAACCGUGAAAGCAUUGGUUCUUUUUAUAACUGUUGGAACAAGAGGAGAAGUCACAAGACUGAGAUCUCGUUUAAGAGCUGUCACACGGAUGUUAGUGAUGGUUGUAACCGGUUAUUUGCUUGCUAAUAUUCUUGAUAUUAUCAUUGCAUUUUGGGAGACAAUAAACAUUCAAAGUCUUCAAGAGCAACCAUCACUCUACACGGUACUCUCUGAUAUUUCUUCAUUCCUUCCAAUUGCUGCAUGUGCUCUUCGAUUACCAAUAUACACAAUUAAUGACAGGCAAAUUCGAGUGGAGGUUCGUCGUAAAUUCUGUGACCUAAUAACUCGGUGUUGUCCUUGUGUUUUAUGUGAUAAUCACCAAAGAAAGAAACUAUAUGAUCAUCAAUUGGAAUCUGAAAGAUUGUGGCCGAAGAAUGAACCAACUCCAAAACUCGAGCUAGAAAUGACGGAACUAUGGACGAAGUCUUCCGAAAGACUUGACUGA
Caenorhabditis remanei is the source of this 1218-nucleotide messenger RNA. RefSeq lists its product as uncharacterized. The transcript is spliced from 8 exons. Bases 1 to 1218 code for a protein of 405 amino acids. The record is from RefSeq and is a predicted model, not a curated record. Gene Ontology annotation, cellular component: membrane. Lineage: Eukaryota; Metazoa; Nematoda; Chromadorea; Rhabditida; Rhabditidae.